GGCGCUUCGAAUUUCAAACUCCCCGCACUUUUUUGGUCGGAAGCGCGCCAAGCAAUACGCGCUGGAGCGAAGGACCCAACGGGGAAGCGCAAAUCGGGCGAGGGUAACUCCGUAGAGACAUCUGCAUCUGAGCGCUAUGACAGAACCCGACUUCAGUUGUCGGAAGAAAUGGCUGGAACAAGACCGAGAAAACAGAAUCAAGCUACAGAAUCUGCGAGACAGCCUCCGCGCGACAAUUGUCCGAGCGGGAAACUUCCCUGCACGAGGAGCCAAGCCAAGACUACUGAGCCCGAAGAGGAUCAACUCCGGCAGUCCCGCCACAAGCGACAAUGCAUUGAGCAGCCAAGGCAGCACGUCGGACGACAAGGAAAACGUCCACGGGCUGCACGGUUCCGUGGACACUCCAUCCAAGAAACGGCGUCUGACGCAGUUUCUUGCUGCAAGUAGACCAAACAAAGCGAGCAUCUCCUUGAAAGAUAUCGUUGCAAGUGCGUCGUUGCCUUCUGACAUGAACGAGGCUUCUACGAAGAGCAUCUCAGAAGCUGUGAACGAAGUCUUGUCCAAGCGACUGAUGGCGCUGGAGGCAACGCUGAAAGAUGUUGUCACUCAAAAUUCUGUCGACAUGACACAUGUAAAGCGCUUGGAAGCGCGCAACGCGGACCUCUUUGCAACCAACACCGCGCUCGAAUCGAGAAAUACUGCGUUAUCGGCGCAGGUGGAGUCGAUGGCAGCGACAUUCCAGGCUACGUUAGCACAGAUUUCAUUAAGGCAGGAACUCCUCGUGAAGGAGCAAACAGAAGCAUUGCGCACCAAAUACGAGGCCCAAAUCUCGGACCUUACGUCCAAGCUAACGACUGUGACGUCCAAGUUCGAUGCGAUUCGAGAAGAUGUCGACUUGAAAUGCAACGAUCGUGCGGGCGUCGACAUCAUGCCGCUGUUGGACAGUCUGGAAGAGCAGCUGUUCCAAGAGGAUGACGGAGAUGUGCUCGAGGAUGCGCGGAGCGUGCUGCUUCCAGCAUUGAAGAAGCGUUUACGCGAGUACGCUGUGUGGGUUAAGACCCACGACGAAGAGCGCCAGUUGCUCCAGUUCUCAAAUCAAGUGUACCUGCAACAGAUCAACGAAUUGCAACAAAAGAACGUGGCCUUGAACGCGGAAGUCGCGGAAGCGCAGCAGCGAGCCGCGUACAUUGUGAGCAAUGCAUCGUCCAGUGCAUUCCAAUCCAUCUUGUCCUCAUCGUCUCACUCGCUGGUAGGAACAAAAUGCAGCGGUGGAGCGGCACGAACUCAUGGACGAGUGCGAACAAACAACAAGCAAAUUUGUAUCGGCGCUUGAGAAGGCAGUCGAGAAAAACAAACAGCUUCACAGAGAACUGGCCGAGGCAAGGGCAAACGCAGCACCCUAACGAAUGGAACAAGAACCGUAACAUGCCCCACGGGACGUCGUCGAGUCCUUUUCUUCCCGUCAGCGAUGUCGAUGGCGUCGCAUCGGUCUCCAUCGCGUCGUCGUCGCGUCAUGGUUCGGACAGGACCCGCGUUCGCCGUUUCAGAGUCGGGCGGUGGUGUCCAUGCAGACGCAUCGAUUCGAUGGAUAACAAACUGGAUGAUAAAAACAUGAUCCAUCUUGAUUUUAAUGACGUCGAGAG
This is a messenger RNA of Aphanomyces invadans, 1643 nucleotides long. RefSeq lists its product as hypothetical. NCBI's taxonomy places the organism in Eukaryota, Oomycota, Saprolegniomycetes, Saprolegniales, Verrucalvaceae. The transcript is spliced from 7 exons. The coding region runs from base 137 to 1333 and encodes 398 amino acids. The record is from RefSeq and is a predicted model, not a curated record.